AUGGCCCAAGAGUACAAGCUCAAGGGCGUCUCCGCGCUCCCCAAGCCCGGCCAGAAGCAGGAGGCCGAGGUCGAGGGCAUCCAGGACGCAAAGGUUCUCCUCGUCGGCCUCCAGACGGCCGGCAAGGCAGAGGUCAAGGCUCUCGGUGCCAAGUGCACGCACUACGGCGCGCCGCUGGUCAAGGGCGUCCUCACCAGCACCGGACGGCUCACCUGCCCAUGGCACGGAGGUGAGUGGCCCAAUCUUAACGGUGACGUCGAGGACGCUCCCGCCCUGGAUGCGCUGCCCGUGUUUCCGCUGACUGAGCGUGACGGAGGAUACUACAUCAGCGGCGAGGAGUCCGCCAUCAAGGGCUCACGAAGGAGGCCCAACUUCCCGUGCAGUGUGUCGAGUGACUCCAAGGAACACGUCGUCGUCGUUGGCGGUGGCUCGGGCAUGCUCGGCGUCGUCGAGGGCCUGCGUGAAAAGGGCUACCGGGGCCGUCUCACCGUCAUCUCCAAGGAGGGCUACCUCCCCAUCGACAGGACCAAGCUGAGCAAGGCGCUCAUCACAGACGCCGCCAAGCUGGCGUGGCGCGACAAGAGCUGGUACGACAGCGGCGCCGUCGAGUGGGUGGACGGCGAGGUCAACGGCGUCGACUUUGCGAACAAGCACGUCAAUACCACGAGCGGCAGCAAAAUUCCCUACACCAAGCUGGUCCUCGCGACGGGAGGCACGCCUAGGACCCUUCCCCUGCCGGGCUUCAAGGAGCUCGGAAACAUCUUUACGCUGCGCACGGUUCACGACGCAAAGAACAUUGUGGACGCCAUCGGCGACAAGGGCAAGAAGAUUGUCGUUGUCGGCUCGUCAUUCAUUGGCAUGGAAAUCGCCAACGCCACCGCCGGCGACAACUCGGUCACUGUUGUCGGCCAGGAAAAGGUGCCCCUCGAGCGCGUCCUUGGCGAAAAGGUCGGCGCCGGCAUUCAGACGUUCCUGGAGGGCAAGGGCAUCAAGUUCUACAUGAGCGCCGGCGUCGACCGGGCCGAGCCGUCCAGCUCGGAUCCCUCCAAGGUGGGGUCUGUCCACCUCAAGGACGGCACCAAGCUGGAUGCCGAUCUCGUCAUCCUCGGCGUCGGCGUCGCCCCCGAGACGACCUACCUCAAGGACAACAGCGCCGUUCAACUCGAGUCUGAUCAGUCGCUGCGCACCGAUUCUUCCUUUGCCGUCCAGGGGCUCACCAAUGUCUAUGCUGUCGGCGAUAUAGCCACGUACCCCUACCAAUACGGCCCCGGCGGCGACGGCAAGCUGGUCCGCAUCGAGCACUGGAACGUGGCACAAAACGCCGGCCGGGCCGUGGCCACCCACAUUGUGGACCCGUCUCACAGCAGCAAGCAGUUUAUCCCCGUCUUCUGGUCCGCCCUGGGCGCCCAGCUGCGAUACUGCGGCAACACCAUGGCCUCCGGGUGGGACGAUCUGAUUCUGGAUGGCAACGUGGCUGAGGCCAAGUUUGUGGGAUACUACUUCAAGGGAGAAACCUGUGUUGCGGCUGUUACGCAGGGCAGAGAUCCCUACAUGGUCCAGAUUGCCGAGCUGAUGAAGCUUGGGUUGAUGCCGUCCAAGAGCCAGCUCCAGAGGGGGGCGGACGUGUUUAGCAUUGACGUAGCGGCUCACGCAUGAUCC
This is a messenger RNA of Trichoderma reesei QM6a, 1659 nucleotides long. RefSeq lists its product as uncharacterized. Gene Ontology annotation, cellular component: cytoplasm. The transcript is spliced from 2 exons. The coding region runs from base 1 to 1656 and encodes 551 amino acids. Gene Ontology annotation, molecular function: flavin adenine dinucleotide binding; 2 iron, 2 sulfur cluster binding; oxidoreductase activity, acting on NAD(P)H. NCBI's taxonomy places the organism in Eukaryota, Fungi, Ascomycota, Sordariomycetes, Hypocreales, Hypocreaceae. The record is from RefSeq and is a predicted model, not a curated record.